UCCGGCUCGGCUGAGGCCCGGGGUGGUGAACAAGUCUCCGGCACCAUGUCUGGUUGGUCUGGCCUACUUUCUCGGCGUGGCCCUUGCCCGUUGGCGUUGUUGCUUUUGCUCCUAUUCGGCCCCAGCUCGGUCCUCGCCAUCUCCUUCCAUCUGCCCCUUAAUUCCCAUAAGUGCCUCCGCGAGGAGAUCCACAAGGACUUGCUGGUGACGGGCGCGUACGAGAUCACCGAUCAGUCUGGGGGCGCUGGCGGCCUGCGCACCCACCUCAAGAUCACAGAUUCUGCUGGCCAUAUUCUUUACUCCAAGGAGGAUGCUUCCAAGGGGAAAUUUGCCUUUACCACUGAAGAUUAUGACAUGUUUGAAGUGUGUUUUGAGAGCAAGGGAACAGGGCGGAUACCUGACCAGCUCGUGAUCCUAGACAUGAAGCAUGGAGUGGAGGCAAAGAACUACGAGGAGAUUGCAAAGGUUGAGAAGCUCAAACCUUUAGAGGUGGAGCUGCGACGCCUAGAGGACCUGUCAGAGUCCAUCGUGAAUGAUUUUGCCUACAUGAAGAGACGGGAGGAGGAGAUGCGUGAUACCAAUGAGUCCACGAACACUCGAGUCCUGUAUUUCAGCAUCUUUUCAAUGUUCUGUCUCAUUGGACUAGCCACCUGGCAGGUGUUCUACCUGCGUCGCUUCUUCAAAGCCAAGAAGUUGAUUGAGUAAUGAGGCACAGUCCCCUCCCACCUUGGAUCUCACUCAGCAGAACAUCGCUGGAAUGUGCCUGACUCGAGGCACCCUCCCAAAAGCACCAUCAAGGCACGUUGGAGCUUUUCUUGCCAGAACUGAUCUCGGGUGGGGAGACAUGGGGUACCACCUAGACCCAACAAGCCAAUGAGGGACUUCUUUUUCUCUUGGUAGGAUUUGGACUGGUUUUGUAACAAUAGGUCUAUUAUUAGGGUCACCUAUGAAAAAAACUAGGGGUUACCUAGAUAAUGCCAAAGCCAGCAUUUGUACUGGGUUUCCUCAUGUGAUCUGUUUGAACCAUGUUUUCCUUCCUUCUCCCCCUUGUCUACGAGCUUGGGCUUCCACUCUUAAUUCCUUUACCCAGAUCUGUGUGACCAUGUUGAACUUGUUUCAUGCUGAUUGUCCCUUUUGGGUUUCCCCUUGAAAACACUCUUAACUUUCUCUGCCCUUUAGUGGAAACGUCUAGGUAGCUCCUGGUGAUAUCCUUUUCAUAACUCUUUACGUCUCUCAAAAAGGUGAAGGAUGUAACUAACACCUCAUACAAGUGAGCUUGGAACUGUAGAUAACUCUUAAAGAAAAUUUCAAUUUGUUAAGAGAAUUAAAAUAUUUGUGCUCAACUGUUUGAA
Molecule: messenger RNA, 1352 nt
Organism: Chrysochloris asiatica (Cape golden mole)
Lineage: Eukaryota; Metazoa; Chordata; Mammalia; Afrosoricida; Chrysochloridae
Gene: TMED10
Product: transmembrane emp24-like trafficking protein 10 (yeast)
Exons: 5
Coding region: 46-705 (219 amino acids)
Biological process (GO): Golgi organization; intracellular protein transport; endoplasmic reticulum to Golgi vesicle-mediated transport
Cellular component (GO): COPI-coated vesicle; COPII-coated ER to Golgi transport vesicle; endoplasmic reticulum
Source: RefSeq, a predicted model, not a curated record